AUGAGUAAAAUCGUUGUUUACUACCAGCAGCACUGGCUACCUGACUUUGAGGGGCUGGAGUCCACAAAUCUCUUUAACAUAAGGAGUUGCAGGGAGAUUGAGGUUGUAUUGGAGCCACAGAUACUAACUAUAUGCUUACUGAGGAGGAUGUAUAUGCUUAAAAUGGCCUUUAAGCCAUGUUUGUAUGAUUCAUUCUAUGACGGAGUACUACCAGCAUCAAUAGCAGCAAACACUAUUGAUGCGGUCAGUGCCAGUAACAGUGCAAGCUUCACUAGCCUAAUUGACACGAGCAGCAGUGUUAAUUUUGGCACUAUUUACGACUCUACAGUGUCGUCAACUAACGGAAUCGUACUGAGGAAUGAACAGCUAAUAAGGUACCUGGUAACACUGGUUAAUUUGGGGAUUAAGUUGAAUUCGACGCAGCUACAAAGUGACUUCUUUCAGCACUAUCCAAUCAUAAAUCGCAAUAGGUAUAGCAAGGUGUUGUUGCUAUCUUACAUUUAUAGUCACCUGAGGCACUGUGUUCUAUACUUGAUUUGGCUACAUCCGCUGAUUUCGACUUUCACGUUUAGCGUCACAGUAAACUCGGAGCCAGUGCCCUUUGCAUACUAUUCCUUCUUCAGGAAAAGAUGCCAAGUGAGGCAGGAGUGUGAUCAGCUUGGGUACUCUAGCGUAGACAAGGUUCUGAGGGACCUCAGAUUCAUUUUAGAGGGGGUCAGAGUGGCAAUAUCGCAGAAGUAUUACGAGGGUCACACCCUAAAGUACGUUGACGUCUGCUGGUUUGAGGGAUACGUGUUUUCAAAUCUGUCAGUUUUAUUCAGUCUGCCCUGUAAAGAUUUCGGUGAUUUGUUGUGUCUCCACAGGGACUUUGAAGAUUUGAAAAUGUACUGCAUCAACAUAAAUUCUAGGUACGAUGUGGUCUCCCUCAAGCCCCCUUUUCUUUGCGGAGACUCCAUGGCGAUUUCCGAAUUCAAAGGCACGCUUAUAUGGUACCUUUUUAAGAUUUUGUAG
Theileria orientalis strain Shintoku is the source of this 1011-nucleotide messenger RNA. RefSeq lists its product as hypothetical. Lineage: Eukaryota; Apicomplexa; Aconoidasida; Piroplasmida; Theileriidae. The record is from RefSeq and is a predicted model, not a curated record. The coding region runs from base 1 to 1011 and encodes 336 amino acids. The transcript is spliced from 5 exons.